UGGGAGUGAGAUUGUGUGACAGGGCUGUGUGGUUAAACAUUAGCGCAUGGGCUUUCAAUAGAGGAUGGACCUGAGUGCGAUGGCUUUAUCUGCAGGAGACUGACACCAGCCUGACAUGAGGGGCUUCACUUUAGCAGGUGUCUUCUGUCUUUGGAUGACUCUGACUAAUGGCGUGAACAUUGAGAUGAUCCCUCCUCGUCCCAUGGUCAAUCACUCCGUUCUUCUAAGCGUUACUCAGCUCAGCGGCUCAGUCUGGAGUUUCUCCUGGUUCAGAGGAGAACGCGCUAGGUCACAGAAUCAAAUCCUGGCUUACAAUACUAGAAAUGACCCAUCAGAGACGGCCGGGCCUCUAUAUGCUCCACGAUUCAGUGCCUUUCCAAAUGCUUCAUUGGGGAUUUCGAAUCUUUAUACUGAAGACCAAGGUAACUACAUCGUACAAGUAGUGACCUCCAAUGGCCAAGAGCGCAGCGCCGUUCAGCUCCUUGCGUACGCAUUAGUUUUUAAACCCGUAAUCAGAACGUCCUCGCUCUAUCCAAUUGCCAAUGAUACAAUUAGCCUGACAUGUGACACGAUGAAUUCUGAGAAGAUCCAUUGGGGGAGAAGCGGGAAGAUGUUUCCUCCUGGAGUGAUCACGUCUUCUAAUAACAGAACCAUCACGUUCCCCACCAUCAAGCCUUUGGAUGCAGGACUGUACUGGUGCGAGGCUGAGAACCUUGUGAGCAGGAGGACCAGCGACGUCUACACGCUGAAUGUCUACUGCAUCUGUGGAUCCUCUUCAGAGCUCAGUGCCGGAGAGUUAUCUGGAAUCAUCAUUGGGACUUUACUGGGAAUUCUUCUGGUUGGUGGAAUUCUUCUUCUUCUUCUUUUCCUUAAAAGGUGCAAGCCUCCUGAGGGAGAGGAGCCGAGAGAAGACGCAACUAAGAAGCAGAGCCCUCCGACCGAAUAUUACAACGUGCAAGCUGUGACGGGGCCGGAUGCUUCCUGCCCGGACUCCGCGUACACGGACUUGCAGUACUCAUCUCAGGAUGUGUACUGUGAUCUACGGAACUGAUACUGACGCCUCGUGUCCUUCUGUCCAGAUCUCCGGUCGGGCCGCCAUCUGGGAUCAGAUCAUUUCAGGGAUCACGACAGCAUCUCCGGGUCGACACAAUGUGACUGAACCUCGUCUUUGUGUUACUCUUCUGUUAUAAAUGGGAAAUUGUAUUAAAAAAGGA
This is a messenger RNA of Bufo bufo (common toad), 1214 nucleotides long. RefSeq names its product carcinoembryonic antigen-related cell adhesion molecule 7-like. The record is from RefSeq and is a predicted model, not a curated record. Lineage: Eukaryota; Metazoa; Chordata; Amphibia; Anura; Bufonidae. The transcript is spliced from 7 exons. The coding region runs from base 116 to 1051 and encodes 311 amino acids.